AUGUGCAGCAAUUUUGCCCCGUCACCUUUGAAACUCUUUUGGGUAUCUUGCGGGCCGCUUCCACUGCCGCAGCAAAUUCGCGCUUGUAAUCUAGAGAGCGUAGAUGCUCCGGCAGUGAAUGCGACUUCUAGAAGUGCAGCGCUGUAUCACCGUACCAGGUGUUUUUGGGUUACAGAGAUACUGUAUCAUGCUGGGCAUGUUGUGGAGAUAUGCAACUGUAGCACAAGAAGUCUGUCGGAUUUGGGAAGAUCGCGUUGAGUGGCGCUACGUUUCGCCCUCCGCCGUAACUGGUUGCUGUAUCGAUAGCUAGCGGAGAGUUUGCAUGGUGCCAUACCUACUGUACAUGCGUGUGUUCCAUGUACGUUGAAAGGUUUCCGAACCCGCCUGACUAUGGCCAAAAAGCUUCAGGUUUUGCCAUUACAUUACAACUGGUGGCAGCUUUGUGUUCUGCUUCCCGCCUGGCCUUUGGAAAUGGUGAGAAAACAAAUCGUGACUGUGGAAUCAUUGCCCAUAAGCAAUGAUACACAUCGGUCGUGCGGUUGUCGAUUCGUGCAAGAAAUGGCGGAGCUUUUGCGUCGCUCGCGUCGCUGACCACCUCAUCCGCCCUGUGGACGCUUGCGGUUGCAUGAACACUCCAUGAAAGGGGAUUACCCUUUCAUGGAGGGUAGCUUGAAUGCUUCAUCUAUUGGCGAAAUACACUGUAAUGUAUCAUGUGCUCACAACUGAGCUUACACCGUAUAAACUCCACGUGUAUUUUGUGUACAGAAAUGGUAAUCUCCACACAGAUCUGCAGUGUGUUACUG
This is a messenger RNA of Chondrus crispus (carragheen), 803 nucleotides long. RefSeq lists its product as hypothetical. The coding region runs from base 1 to 258 and encodes 85 amino acids. The transcript is spliced from 2 exons. The record is from RefSeq and is a predicted model, not a curated record. Lineage: Eukaryota; Rhodophyta; Florideophyceae; Gigartinales; Gigartinaceae.